Numida meleagris (helmeted guineafowl) is the source of this 5140-nucleotide messenger RNA. RefSeq names its product neural precursor cell expressed, developmentally down-regulated 4-like, E3 ubiquitin protein ligase (gene NEDD4L). The transcript is spliced from 29 exons. The record is from RefSeq and is a predicted model, not a curated record. NCBI's taxonomy places the organism in Eukaryota, Metazoa, Chordata, Aves, Galliformes, Numididae. Gene Ontology annotation, molecular function: sodium channel inhibitor activity; protein binding; ubiquitin protein ligase activity. The coding region runs from base 16 to 3918 and encodes 1300 amino acids. Gene Ontology annotation, biological process: ubiquitin-dependent protein catabolic process; regulation of dendrite morphogenesis.
CCUCUCUGUAAAACCAUGGCCCAUCGGCUGCGGUUUCAUUUUGGCUCUGGGCGAAGCAACACAGCCCCCGAAUCCGAGAUCCUUGACCGGGACAGAGAAGAUGACUUUUUCAUGGCAUUCCACACUUUGCCGAGAAGAAGCAGUCCUCACUCUUCCUCCCGACACGGAGCAGAUUGCGGCGGUGGCAGCGAUUUCCAAGAAGUGGGCUCCUUAAAGAGGAGCACCUCCAUGUUUAUUCCCCAGCUGCUGAACAGCAUCAACGCGCGUCCCACGAGAAGCUCCUCGAUGCAGAUCUCUCUCCAGCGCAAGGCUGCAGAUGAGUGCGCGACCCCGGAGACCCCCGAGGAGACACCCCCGGGUAAAGCCUCGGAUGUUAGGGAGCAUUAUGCGUCCCCUGUUGAAAACCAUUCAUCCUCUCGGAGCAGCCCCGAGGUGACUCCUGAGGAUUCUCCACCCAGGCAGACGGAAGAGUUGGGGCAGCAGAUGAAUGGAACUCUUCGCUGUAACCGUAGGAUAUUCCGUACUAUUCCUCCCAAUAACCAGAGCGACGAUGCUCUGUCCACCGCCCACGAGGACGGGGCAAAGGAAACAGCUUCAGGUUUGAACAUCAGUGGUGUGAGGAUUCAGCAUCGUGCUUCAAGCGCGGAUGUGCCUCAGGUUACUCUGUUGCCCUUUGGUUCUGAGGCUCAAAAUAAUGCUCCCGCUCCUGAGCCCCGGCGCUGGUCUCUGCAGCAUGUGCCAGACAUGUCAGCAAAUUCGGGGAAAAAGUUCUUUGUUCUCCAGUUACAGCAGCCGCAGGCAAGUGGUACAGGUGGUGAGUAUAACUUCGGCUUUACUGGGACAAAAGGGGACAGAUUGGUCAGGUACCCGCGCAUACAGCUGGAGAGGAGUGCCUCCUACCCCGUCCAACCACGGCCAGAGGAAAUCAGCCCCGCGGGUGAUGGACUGAGUUCAGAACUGCACGGAAACAGCAGGAGCGGGUCAGAAAUAUCCAGAAGCAAUUCAGUAGAGAAGAUUCCUCAAGGGAAGGGAUGCUUGUUUAAAAUCAGACCAGAUCAAAACACGAGGCAGCAGCACUUCCGAAUCCUUGUCACCCGUAAUCCUGAGGAACAAGGUCCGGUUGUUGGUAAAGAGUGUCGUGGCACCCCUGGUCCUACGACAGCCAGCACCGCGACUAGAGACGACUUCCUGGGUCAGGUGGAUGUGCCUCUUAACCACCUUCCGACUGAAGACCCAACCAUGGAAAGGCCGUACACCUUUAAGGAUUUCCUUCUCAGACCAAGGAGCCACAAGUCGCGUGUGAAGGGUUUCUUGAGACUGAAGAUGGCUUACAUGCCUAAAAACGGUGGCCAAGAGGAAGAAAAUAGCGAUCUAAGGGAUGAGUCUGAGCAUGGAUGGGAUGUGGUUGAUUCCAGCGACUCUGUGUCUCAGCGUCAGGAGGAGUUACCACCUCCUCCACUGCCUCCUGGGUGGGAAGAAAAGGUUGACAACCUAGGGCGGACUUACUAUGUCAACCACAACAACAGAACUACGCAAUGGCACCGACCAAGUUUAAUUGAUGUGGGAUCUGAUUCAGAUAACAACAUCAGACAAAUAAACCAUGAAGCAGCCCAUAGGCGGUUUCGCUCUCGAAGACAUAUUAGUGAGGAUUUGGAACCGGAACCUAUGGAGUUUGGAGACAUUCCUGAGCCUUGGGAAGCCAUUUCAGAGGAGGCGAGUGCAAGUGGGGAUUCAUUAAGCUUUUCAUUGCCACCACCUCCUGCAUCUCCUAUAUCCCGUACCAGUCCUCAGGAUCUAUCUGAGGAACUGAGCAGAAGACUUCAGAUCACUCCUGAUUCUAAUGGGGAACAGCUGAGUUCUUUGAUGCAAAGAGAUCCUUCCUCAAGAUUGAGAUCUUGCAGUGUAACAGAUACGGUCGCUGAACAGUCUCAAUUAUCUCUGGAAUAUGCUGCAUAUCAACCCACACACAGAAAAGAUGACUCAAAUUUACUGGUGCAGAGUGGCCCAUCUAGGAGAGCUCGUUCUUCAACUGUCACAGGUGGUGAGGAACCAACGCCCUCAGUGGCCUAUGUCCACACUACGCCGGGCUUACCUUCAGGCUGGGAAGAAAGAAAGGAUGCAAAGGGCCGUACUUACUACGUCAACCACAACAAUCGAACCACAACCUGGACACGGCCCAUUAUGCAGCUUGCAGAAGAUGGCAUGGCUGGGUCUGCUGCCAGCAGCAGCAGCAACCAUCUAAGUGAGCCCCAGAUCAGACGGCCCCGCAGCCUCAGUUCGCCCACAGUCACCUUAUCUGCUCCACUCGAGGGUAUGAAGGACUCCCCGGUGCGCAGAGCUGUGAAGGACACCCUUUCCAACCCACAGUCUCCACAGCCCUCGCCCUACAACUCUCCUAAACCGCAGCACAAAGCUGCACAGAGCUUCCUCCCUCCUGGCUGGGAGAUGCGGAUUGCACCCAACGGCAGGCCCUUCUUCAUCGAUCACAACACUAAAACUACUACCUGGGAAGAUCCACGACUGAAAUUUCCAGUGCAUUUGAGAACAAAAGCUGCUUUGAAUCCCAACGAUUUGGGACCUCUUCCUCCUGGUUGGGAGGAAAGAAUACAUUUGGAUGGAAGAACGUUUUAUAUUGAUCAUAGAAGCCAGGUGUUGAUUUGUGGAGACAUUGAUACCAGAGACUUAGUGCCCUCCUACGAUAAUAAAAUUACCCAGUGGGAAGACCCCAGACUGCAGAACCCAGCAAUUACUGGUCCUGCGGUUCCGUAUUCUAGGGAGUUCAAACAGAAAUAUGACUAUUUUCGGAAGAAGUUAAAGAAACCCGCUGAUAUACCGAACAGAUUUGAGAUGAAGCUACACAGAAAUAAUAUUUUUGAGGAGUCCUACAGAAGAAUCAUGUCUGUGAAAAGACCCGAUGUCCUGAAGGCCAGGCUCUGGAUUGAAUUUGAGUCCGAAAAAGGACUUGAUUACGGAGGUGUGGCCAGAGAGUGGUUUUUUCUCUUGUCCAAGGAGAUGUUCAACCCAUAUUAUGGUCUUUUUGAAUAUUCAGCAACGGACAACUACACGCUUCAGAUUAAUCCUAAUUCGGGUCUUUGUAAUGAAGAUCAUCUUUCGUACUUCACGUUUAUUGGACGAGUGGCUGGCCUGGCAGUGUAUCAUGGGAAGCUAUUGGAUGGCUUCUUCAUCAGACCUUUCUACAAGAUGAUGCUGGGGAAGCCAAUAACUUUGAAAGACAUGGAAUCAGUGGACAGCGAAUACUACAACUCUUUGAAGUGGAUCCUGGAAAAUGACCCUACAGAGCUGGAUCUCAUGUUUUGCAUAGAUGAGGAAAACUUUGGACAGACUUACCAAGUCGACCUGAAGCCACAUGGGUCAGAAAUCAUGGUAACAAAUGAAAACAAAAGGGAAUACAUUGACCUGGUCAUCCAGUGGAGGUUUGUAAACAGAGUUCAAAAACAAAUGAAUGCUUUUUUGGAGGGGUUCACAGAACUUCUUCCUAUUGAUCUGAUUAAAAUUUUUGAUGAAAAUGAACUAGAGUUACUGAUGUGUGGCCUUGGCGAUGUCGACGUUAAUGACUGGAGACAACACACAAUCUACAAAAACGGCUACUGCCCAAAUCAUCCCGUUAUCCAGUGGUUCUGGAAGGCUGUUUUACUGAUGGAUGCAGAAAAACGCAUUCGAUUACUGCAGUUUGUGACUGGGACGUCACGAGUGCCUAUGAACGGAUUUGCUGAACUUUAUGGUUCAAAUGGUCCUCAGCUGUUUACAAUAGAGCAAUGGGGAACUCCUGAUAAACUGCCCAGAGCUCACACUUGCUUUAAUCGCUUAGACUUACCUCUUUAUGAAUCCUUUGAAGACCUGCGAGAGAAGCUACUUAUGGCAGUUGAAAAUGCUCAAGGAUUUGAAGGAGUGGAUUAGGGUGAUUCUUCCCACGUUCUAGCGUGUUCUGCUGCGCUCUCACAUUUCCACGAUGGACUUUGAGUGACCGUGGCAGAACCGUUGCACGACGUUGGUUCUUGGAGCAAACUCUUCGACAGUGCAGUGGCCUAAAUGCAGAAUUUUGAACUUUAAUCUGGGGAUUGCUUUUUUGAUGUUUCCACAGCCAGUUACCGUGAGGUUAUAUGUAUUCUGACUACAUUUCAGCAGUACUUACUGUAUUUAUGUUGUGCCUCUGUAGGCUGAGCCCUUAAUAAAAAUUUUACAUAAUUUCUAAUGACAGUGAAUGGAAUUAAUCAUUUUACAGGGAUAGUAUUACAACUCGUGUUUACUUUUUAAUUGACUUAGACAUUUUCAGAUUGUCUUUCAUUGCAAUUAAAUUUCAUGUAUUUGGGGAAAAAAGUGAGCAUUUUUCUUAAUUUCGUAGCAGACUUGAUGCCAGUGUCAUUUUUUUCAAGCUUGUUUUGAGCCUUGUGUUUCCAAACCAUUAGGAAAAUAGGAGACAGCUAUGUUGGAAUUUUUCUCUAUAUUGGCUAUAUCAAGAUCACAUAAAUAUUUUUCUGUAUCCAGAAGAGAUGUGGAUCUGUGUUGCGUUUUUGUAUAAAUAAUAGUUACAAGUCAAGAGAGAAUCAUAACAUAGCAUGCCAAAUCUCAUGUUCAAUAAAGAAUUGCCUCAUUAUUCCUUGGUAAUAUUUACAUGUAGUGAAGAACAUUUUGGGGUAGGGUUGGCAUUAAUCAUUUAGGAAAAUAUGCUUAACCCUCUCAUUAUCUUUGUAUAGUGGUUCUUUUAUUAUCUUUUCCUCUUUACUGUGUGCAAUGGAGGCAUUUUGAAAGAAACCUGGCACUGUGUGAUUUGGCACUAUGGAAAACAGAUCUGUUUUGUCUCCUAUUUGUAUGCGUUUGCUAAUGAUAUCUAAACAACGAUAUUUUUUUUGUUCCUAACUGCACCAACUCUAAAGGCACUUUAUGUAAUACAUUGAAGUCAUAUCUGUUUUUUUUUAUCAUAAACAUUAAUGUGAUUAUGUUCCUUCUCAGUGCACAUGUCUUUCUGGUGCAAUAUCUAUCAAUUGUGAGUUUGGCUGCUGCUGAUGUAUUAAAAAAAAGUAGAGCUGAGCCUGCAGACAUGUUCCUCAGCAAUUGUUUUUGUGAUUUAUUUUUUACUUAAUCACAAAGAUUUAUUUAAUAUACUCUGCUAUCUAUCUAA